Messenger RNA from Cuscuta epithymum, 395 nucleotides. The record is from the annotation of a GenBank genome assembly. NCBI's taxonomy places the organism in Eukaryota, Viridiplantae, Streptophyta, Magnoliopsida, Solanales, Convolvulaceae.
GGCUUGACGUGUUCUUCUUCAGCUUGUGAACGAAAUUGGAGCACAUUCAAUCAGGUCCACACGAAGAGAAGGAAUCGUCUUUCAGCCAUUAAGUUGAAUAGUUUGGUAUUUAUAAUGUUCAACAAGAAGUUGAAGUUUAGGAAGAGCCGGUCACAAAAGAAAGACGAUAAUUUGAUCUUCGAAAAUGUAUCAUCUGAUGAUGAGUGGAUUGCUGAACCGAAUGCAGAUGAUGGAGAAAGUGCGGAUGCACGUGAUGAACUUGCAUUGGUUGUUGAUGAAAUGGACAACGAAUUCAGAGGCGUGGACCUUACUGUUGGAACUGAAGAAGAUAAUGAGGCCCGUGAUAAUGAAGGAGAUGACAAUGAGAAUGACAUUACUAAUUUGGAUAGUGAUGA